Dromaius novaehollandiae (emu) is the source of this 6563-nucleotide messenger RNA. RefSeq names its product putative homeodomain transcription factor 2 (gene PHTF2). Lineage: Eukaryota; Metazoa; Chordata; Aves; Casuariiformes; Dromaiidae. Gene Ontology annotation, cellular component: endoplasmic reticulum. The transcript has 20 exons. Bases 1902 to 4163 code for a protein of 753 amino acids. The record is from RefSeq and is a predicted model, not a curated record.
UUUCAUUUUUACUGGGAAUACUCUUCAAAUGAAAUGCAUAGUGCCAGUCUUUAUUUUAUUCUUGGAUCAUUUGAGGUGGUCUGGGGACAUAUCCCAAAAAGGCAGGAUGACACAUUUCCUGGAAUGAGUUGCAGCACUGGAUCGAACUUCUAUUUGCAGAUAAACUUAUGGUUCUUGUUCUAAAAAAAAAUAAAAUAACUUCUCCCCCCUUGCAAUUAAAGCCAUAUAACAUCAAAUUUGAAGUCAUGCAUGCCUUGCCUGUUGGAUGUUGGCCAGCACCAGAUGCUUUUUGGGGUUAAGUUGUCUGCACAUGCAAUAUAAUCCGCUCUUCGUGUUCAGCUGUUUUAGGGACAGUUUGUUCUAUGCUUGCCCUGUUGCUUAUACUCUUUCCUUUUUAUUUGCUACUAGCUGCUGUGGGGUCAGGUUAGAUGGACUGUUUGUAUGACCAAAUAUGUCUUGGUGAUCUCUUAGGAGGUUUUUUUUUUUAUGCUGGGUCAUGAAGCUUGAGAUUCCUUAUGCUGUGUCUGUGUGUGUUUUUUCUUUUCUUCUUGUUGUUGUUAUAUGUUUAAAUAGCUGUUUUCUUUUUGAGUCUGAGUAAAAUCUUGGCUUCAGUGACUUCCUGUGGUAAUGAGCUUGACUGUCUAAUUAUGUGCUGUAAUAUAAUAUUUCUCUGUUAAAAGUUUGGCUUUGCUAUCCUUUAAGCUUAUUCAGUUAAUGAGUGAAGUCUCCUGUGUUAUGAGACACUGUUAUUCUGUUCUAUUUACUGUAUUUUCUGUGUAUUUAUAAAGUCUUAUUUAAUUUAUAAUUCCUAAUUUUUCUGUUUGUAUUUGCCUGUCUUAACAGGAGGGUUUUUCAAGUGUAUAGUAAUUCAUACCCCUUCAUGGAAUUCCACCCUCCCCAAUUUUUAAAUAUUACUCUUCCAAUGAAGUACACAUGUUUCAGGUCAUAUUGCACGACAAUUAAUAGAGUGGUGUUGCAAUACAUUUUCCUUGUCAUUCCUCAUUUAUUCAGGUGUCUCUGUGCUCUUCUCACUGUAGUAUAUUGAACGGAAGAGUUCACUGAAUUGCUGAGUUUCCUUUGCUGGUUUGAGAUACCUGAUCUUACAGCCUUGUCUGGUAUAAGUAGUUACUUCUUACAGAUAUCGUUUGCAUUUUUGAUAUUACAUUCUGUUUAUGUGGCCUACUUGUUGAUGAAGUUCACCCAUCUUCUUAAGCUUUGCUAAUGUAAGAUCAGUUAUCAUCUGGAAAUGUUACUACAUCAACAUUCCUGUUCGUUGCUGAUAUAUAAUAAAUAAAUGUAGUGAACAUUGCUGGACCUAUUUACAGAAACUUGAAGUUUGGAAUAAUAGGGCAGAACUCAGUUCGCAUAAUUUAGGGACUUAACAUAGGUAGUACGUCAUAAAAAUUCUCAGCUACUGAUUUAAAUAGCAGGAGAGACGAAAUGUUUUGAAAUAGUCUUGAUUAACUCUAUACAGUUAACAGAGCAAUAGGUACUUCUGGAGGCCUGCAGAUGGGAUCAAGGGUGUGGAGCCAGGACAGUCCAAGUUCACUUCAGUCAGAGCUGCCUCACUGCUGGCACUGGCAUUAACGCUUGUCUCACUCUGCAGUAAGCAGAUCCAUGGAGCUAAUUCAGAAAUGUCAUAACUCGAAGAUCUAGCCUGCUGACGGCAAUUGCUGCAUUUGGAUUGAUGGGAAUUUUGUAGCUAACAUCUCUUACAAAAGAUAAGAUAUUGGAGUUUAUACUGUGGAAUUGAAGAUGGUCAAACCAAGUCUUCUUUCCAUCAGAAUUUGAAAAGUGAUCCUCACUGCACGCCUAGUGCCACAGCUGUAACUCUGCUAGCUGUCUGCUCUGGAGGUGAAGUGAUAAAGGCCUAAAAUGACUGUGUGAAUUCAGUGGAAUAAAUGGCGUCCAAAGUAACUGAUGCUAUAGUCUGGUACCAGAAAAAGAUUGGCGCAUAUGAUCAACAAAUAUGGGAAAAAUCUGUAGAGCAAAGAGAAAUAAAGGGUCUGAGAAACAAACCAAAGAAAACAGGACAUGUGAAACCAGACCUUAUAGAUGUUGAUCUUGUAAGAGGGUCUGCUUUUGCUAAAGCAAAACCUGAAAGUCCUUGGACAUCUCUGACCCGCAAAGGAAUUGUGAGAGUUGUGUUCUUUCCGUUCUUCUAUGGGUGGUGGCUACAAGUGACGUCAAGGGUCAUCUUUUUCUGGCUGCUUGUUCUGUACCUUCUUCAAGUUGCUGCUGUAGUGUUAUUCUGCACAGCCCGGAGCCCACAUAAUAUACCUAUAACUGAAGUAAUUGGGCCCAUAUGGCUAAUGUUGCUACUUGGAACUGUGCACUGUCAGAUUGUUUCAACGCGAACUCCCAAGCCACCUCCCAGCACUGGGGGCAAAAGAAGAAGGAAAUUAAGGAGAGCAGCACAUUUGGAAGUACAUAGGGAAGGAGAUGGCUCUAGUACCACAGAUAACACACAGGAGGGAACAGUGCAGAGCUACGGUACAAGCACCUCUUACAGUAUUGGCGCUGUCUUCAGAGAUAUCUGGCAUGCUGCUUUCUUUUUAUCAGGAUCUAAGAAAGCAAAGAACUCAAUAGAUAAAUCAACAGAGACUGAUAAUGGCUAUGUCUCCCUUGAUGGGAAAAAGACAGGUAAAAGCAGUGAAGAAUGUAUACAGGCCCAUGGGCAUCACUGUGAAGUGAUUAAGCCAGAAGAGUCAGGGUGGAGCACUGCAACAGUAAAAAAUACAUUCAACAGUCCUAGUCAUCAGAAAGAUGCUCAGAGGACAGUAACAAAUUUAUCAGAUGAAGUUUCUAGUGAGGAAGGGCCUGAAACUGGAUAUUCUUUACGGCGCCAUGUAGAACGCACUUCUAGUGAUUGCACAAUUCGAAACAGGAAAUCUCACCAUUAUAAGAAACACUAUCCUUUGGAGGAUACACCUAAAUCAGGUACUAGUUGCAGUUCUCGGUGUUCAAGUUCCAGACAAGAUUCUGAGAGUGCAAGGCCGGAGUCGGAAACUGAAGAUGUGCUGUGGGAGGACCUCUUACACUGUGCUGAGUGCCACUCUUCCUGUACCAGUGAGACAGAUGUAGAAAGCCCUCAAGUGAAUCCAUGUGUGAAGAAAGAAUAUAGAGAUGACCCAUUUCAUCAGAGUCACUUGCCCUGGAUCCAUAGUCUGAAUCCAGGACUAGAAAAAAUAAGCGCAAUUGUAUGGGAGGGUAAUGACUGCAAGAAAGCCGAUAUGUCUGUGCUUGAAAUCAGUGGCAUGAUAAUGAACAGGGUGAACAACUACAUACCAGGAAUUGGUUACCAGGUUUUUGGAAAUGUCGUAUCUUUAAUCUUGGGUUUAAUGCCAUUUGUCUUUAGACUUUCCCAAGCUAAAGAUUUGGAACAACUAGCUACACAUUCUGCCACUGAACUUUGUAUUAUUGCCUUUGGAUCAAAUGGAGACAUACUGGUUCUCUCAAUGGUGGUUAUAAGUUUUGUUGUCCGUGUGUCUCUAGUGUGGAUUUUCUUUUUCCUACUAUGUGUGGCAGAGAGAACAUACAAACAGAGACUUCUUUUUGCCAAACUUUUUGGUCAUCUAACAUCUGCCAGAAGGGCAAGAAAAUCAGAGGUUCCCCACUUCCGUUUGAAGAAAGUACAAAAUAUAAAAAUGUGGCUUUCUCUCAGGUCCUAUCUAAAGCGUCGAGGUCCUCAACGCUCAGUUGAUGUAAUAGUUUCGUCUGCCUUCCUACUGACCAUCUCAGUUGUAUUUAUCUGUUGUGCACAGCUACUUCACAUGCAUGAGAUCUUCCUUGAUUGUCACUACAAUUGGGAGCUAGUAAUUUGGUGCAUUUCACUCACUCUUUUUCUCUUAAGAUUUGUUACUCUUGGAUCUGAAACCAGUAAAAAAUACAGCAAUACCUCAAUAUUACUUACUGAGCAGAUAAACUUGUACUUGAAAAUGGAGAAAAAGCCUAAUAAGAAGGAGGAACUGACACUAGUGAACAAUGUUUUAAAACUUGCUACUAAAUUAUUGAAGGAGCUGGACAGUCCCUUUAGGUUAUAUGGGCUUACAAUGAACCCACUGCUUUAUAAUAUCACCCAAGUUGUCAUCCUGUCUGCUGUUUCUGGUGUCAUCAGCGACUUGCUUGGAUUUAAUCUAAAGCUCUGGAAGAUCAAAUCAUGACAAUAUAUAAGGAAGCUGAGAUAACAGUGUUAUAGAAAAGCUUAUUGACUGACAAAACUGCCUCAAAGCAGCCACUGAAUCUGUAUUUCAGAAGCUACAACCUCUCCAAGGAUAUUGUGUGGAAAAUUGAAGUGUUUACGUCUGACUUGUGCAAUCUUCGUAUUUAUUUCAUCUUUUUGCUGUUUUAUGUUCAUUUUAGUUGACAUUUGUAUUUUAUUUUCAAACAUGUUUGUUUAGUUUUGGAAAGGGUCAGAUUUGGAAAGGGUCAAAACAAAUCUGAGAACUUGAGAUCCCCAUAAUUGAUUACACUAAAUUAUUACAUCUGUUAUUAAAGCUGAAGCCAAUGCUGAACAUUUAUAUCUUAGAAUUUUUAGUUACAGUAAUGCUAUAUGGAAAUCAUUUUAUUUUGGUUAAGUAUAGUAAACUUGCCUAGAGUAUUUCAUUUGCACCAAUCAUUUCUGAGGACAACAUAGCAUCAAUAGAUGUUUGGUUGCAAUAGAAAGUGAGACAUAUACAAAAAUAAAGUGCUGACAAUACAGUAUGACAGGUAGCAGAAAUAUUUUAUAUUACUAUUAGAACUAAGUGGGGAAUUUUUAAUAUUUUGAGUAAUUCCAGGAUCUAAACUGAUGUAGGCUACAGUUUAAAUAUCCUGGGAUAUUAAUAAGGUAUUAUAUAACAGAUCAACAAGUGCUCUUUGAUAACACUUUUAUUAGAGCAAUAAUUGUAAAUGGUUACCAUGCUGUAUGAUAUUUUGAUAAAAUUAAAUAUUGUAUUUAUUUGAAAUACUGGGCUGUUCUGCACAACUCUUGACUGUGCAUGCUCAAUAUGUGCACUUUUUAUUGUUACUUUUAAUGAGAAACUUUAUAUAUAUAUAUAUACAUAUAUAAUGUAUAUUAAAUGGAAUAUAUUAUGGUGAACUAUGGAGCAGUAUAUUUUAUAUCUUGAAGCUGAAUAUUUAAACAAGUGAAAACUCACUGGAGAAAAGAAUGAUAUGAAUGACUGAGCAUAAGAUGGAUGGAUGCUCUCCUGUAGUACACUGUAGUAUAUGCCAUUCGUACCACAUUUAAGUUUAAGAACAGUUAAACACAAAAAACAAGUUGUUCUGGUGGGCAGCAGCACUAAUGAAGCCUGGUAUUCUGCAGAUUUGUUUCCUCAAAUUACUUUCCCCCCCUCUCCAUUCCUCCCGCAUAGGGGUCAUACCCUAGUGCACUCUCAGUGAGCUCCAGCCUUGGGUUUCCCAUCUCUCCCUGUCUUCUGUCUCUGUCUCCCACAUGGACCAGUCGUACAUUGACUGCUGGUUUUUCAGUAUGACAAAAGUGGAUAUUCACCCCCUUAGAGUUACAUUAGUUGGAGCAAAGUUUCCAUUUGUAAGUUAUAUGAGGAGGAUUAAUAUCACCAGGCUCAAGUAUUCUUAUAUUUUGUGCUUCUAAAAUAAUACAUUUAUGAACUCCAAAAAUCAGUAGCUUCAUAUUGGAAAAAUGCAAAGAAAGCAGUUAGGUUACACAGGUCUGGACAUUACUUCAAAUGUUUAAAAAAAAUUCUGAAGAUUAGCAAACAGUGUAAUGUAUCUUAAACUUAUGUGGUAUAAAAAUAUUUUUAUAUAUAAAGUAAAACAAGCAUUUUGUAUUUUAUUUGCCUCUGUACUAAUGUUUAAUAAUGACCAAAGUGCAUUCUAGUUUUUGAAAGAAUGUAUUCCUGGAGCUUUAAGAACAUACUAUAUUUAGUUUCUCAUGUGAAAACCUCAGCUGCAUCUGAUCUCUUUCUUCUUUCUCUAUGUUGUCUGAUGUUGGGAUUGUUUUUAGCAAUUAAGUACAUUUUAUACACAAUUUUUUUUCCAAGAUAUGGUACAGACCUACAUAGAACUUAAUUUUGCACAAAAUAUAUUUUGAGAAAAAAAUAACAGCAGGAAUUUAAUGGGGGUAAAAGAUAAGGCUAUUGCUUUUUACAGCCUGUCACUAUUACAAAACCACUGUUUACUCUAGAAUGGAAAUAUUUUUAAAAUACAUAAAUGUUGAAUACAUGGUUUUCAGUAGCAUUAAAAAAAAGAGAGGGGAAAAUAUUGUGGUUUCAGUAGAAGGUGAAAUGUAACCACAUAUACCUCAGCAACUAGCACUGUGCUGGAUUGUUGCACUAACAAUGGCGGCAUGGGGAGAAUAAAACAAAUUCGUGAAAUGGGAAGAAAAAAAAAAGUAAAACUUUUAAUUGCUACCAUUUGGUAUAUUCAUCAUCUUAAAAAGGGGGAGGUUUGUUCUCCAUCCCUCAGUAUGGAAAAUGCAGUAUGAAAAUAGAGGCAAGUAGAAAUAUGGCAGAUCUUGCAUGUUACCUGUUAUUUUUGCCACGUUUUGUAACUGAAAGUGUGAUCAGGCUUGGAAUAAAGCUUUCUAUGGCUGAAGGUAAAAA